This is a messenger RNA of Spodoptera litura, 2149 nucleotides long. Its product is annotated as RAB11-binding protein RELCH homolog. NCBI's taxonomy places the organism in Eukaryota, Metazoa, Arthropoda, Insecta, Lepidoptera, Noctuidae. Gene Ontology annotation, molecular function: protein binding. Gene Ontology annotation, biological process: intracellular cholesterol transport. Gene Ontology annotation, cellular component: trans-Golgi network; recycling endosome. The record is from RefSeq and is a predicted model, not a curated record.
AGAAAAGGUUCAAAUAUAAGUUCGUUCGAGACUGGUGCGGUCGGCGACAAUAGUACCCGGGACUCGCCACUGCGCCGCGGUAGUGUGACCACCCUGGAUGAAACACUGAGUAUCAAUGACGCAGGAGAAUGGACCAGAGUACAUUACGAGUACAAUAGCAUAGAGACUAAUAGCAAGGAGUUGUGGAUCGAUAGUGGUAUACCAAACGGGCUGAAAGUAUCGAUACUAAACUGGUGCUGCGAGACGUUGAAUCUGAACGAGCCUCUAGCGAACGAUCUAUUAGCUGAGCUAGUGACGAGUGAGAAACCUAUCACUCUGCCGGGUCUACUUACAUUGGUCGCAGACACGCUGCCUCGGGUGAUCCCGCACACGCUGGUGGGUCGGCGCGGCGAGUCGGCGGCGCUGCUGGCGGCGGUGGCGGCGCUGCUGCCGGCCGGGGACGCGCGCCGCCCGCGGGCGCUGCACGCACUGCUCACACUCGUCAAGAAACCCGACCGCGCCGACACACACACUAUUUGCGAAGCAACCUGUCUGAUAGUAAAAUGGGGAGGCAGCGGCGAGGUGCUAUCAUCUAUAGCUGAGCUUUUAGCCUCGAGGUCCAUAGAGCGACGUAUACUAGCCAGCCAGGUCUGCAUGGCCAUAGCUCCGUACGUUCCAAUAGAACUCUGUACAUCUCUACUCCUGAGCCUCGUGCUACUUAUGUGUGAGUCCAAUGAACUUGAGAUCAGGACACUAGGGCUCAAGUCAGCCUGCCUCAUCUGUCCCGUAGCCGAACACAAGUACAAUCAACUUGAAAGUUUGAUGUUCAAUUUUCUGAAGGAUCCGGUCGAAAAGUGUGUGAAGGACACUGUUAAUAUAUUCGUGCCUGUCCUCGCUAGGAGCGCUUUAAUGGCUGGUAAAUUCUCAACGGACUUAUGCAGCCGUAUCAUGUCGAAUUUAACUAAAGCAAGCAGUGAUAACGAGUGGAAGUCAGUUCUGUUAUACCUAGACGUGUUGAGGGUGAUAGUAUUAGCGAAACUGGCCUAUGUAGUCAAUGUACAAAUAGUAAGGGAAGUUACCCUAAACAACUGUGAUAUACAAAGUGUUAACUUGCAAGAAGUAUCUCUAGAACAAGAAUAUUUUAUGGAUCUACAAUGCUAUUUCUCUGAAACUGAGGACGCUAAGUUACUCUUGGUGGCAGCUAAUAAUUUAAUUAAGGAGAAACCCGAUGUUAGAUGGCCGGAGUUGAGUUGGUUUGUUAGCACAUUAAAAAAAAUACUAGACGUGGUAUCAAACACGAAAGUUUUGAACCACACAUCGAUAUACGAACUACUUAUAUCCUUGAUCAGUAGUUACGUGGACAAUUUCGGCGUACCAUUUACUCAGUAUAUAUUAAAACCUAUAUUCAACGAUGUAAUAUCAGAAUUGGAACAUAAGAUGGAAAAGCUACACCCUGUGAACGUGGACAGUACCGUGGCAGUCGGUGUGUACCUGGUCACCAUAUUGCCUGUACUCGAUGAUAGUGUGCAGCAUUCUGAGUUUUUGCAGAAAUGGAUAAUGUACAGCAGUUUACGCGGCCUUCCAGUGAAAAUAUUCUCUGUACCUUUGAAAUGGGUGGCGGAGCAUAAAGAAGAAUCGCUAGACUUCUAUUUACAGCAUCUCAGAGAAUUCGCGGCCAGCAGUUGUGAGAGUUCGAGCGGUAGUACGAUCCGCACGUACAUCGCGAGCCUCAUCACAGAACUACUCAACGCCACGGAGCUCGCAGAGAGGGCGCUGGAGAGACAAGUACUGCCGGCUGUCAUGGCGCUGCUACAUGAUGAAGACGUGUCGGUCCGUGAAGAAGCGAUAUCAGCAUGGGGUAGUGUGACGCGGACGUGUUUGAUCCGCGGGCUGGCGUGCGAGGCGGCGUGCUGGGCGCCCGCCCACGACGUGCUGGCGGCCGGCGGCCUGUCGCCGCGGGAGGCCGCGCGGACCGCCGACGCAUUGGCAUUGCUUGUACUGCCCACUGUUGACAACCAUGCUGUGUCUGAGAAAGGUUUGUGGCUUAUGUUCUGUUAUUUUUGAAACCGGGUUUCUGUAUCCUGUGCCUUUAGACAAACGCCACUUUAGCGCUUGUCUACAGAGAGAGUAGAAAACUAAAUGUAUGGGUAUGACACUGACAAGUGUAAAA